AUGUCGUAAACACUAUUUAUUGUCGUUUUGCUCUUUUUGCUUCUAACUUUUAUAGGAUUAUAUUUGAGAAAAUAUUUUAGAAACAAACCUUUGACAAUCUAAAAUUAAGGUUUAGGAGAGAUAAAUUCUGAUUAUCCUAUCAGUUUUCCCAAUCAAGUAGUUAAAUCUGAUUCUAAAAAAAAUUCAAAUCAGAAGUAAAAUAUUAAAAUGAAAGCAUCUAAGACUACAGUUACAAUUAGCAAAAGUAAAAAAUAGAAUCCAAGAAAAGUUAAAUAGUCAGAAUUAGAGGAUGCAUUUUAAUUUGAUGCUGAUAGUGAAAAUGAGAAUGAAAGCAUUAGAAAUUAAGCCCUUAGUGAAAAAUAAUAAUCUUAAAAUUAGAGAGAAUAAGAAGGGUUUAAUUUUUAAUUAACAUCACAUAAUCUAUAAGAAUUAAUAAUUCCUACUUAAGGAAUGUGUUAGGAAGUUUGA
Paramecium pentaurelia is the source of this 468-nucleotide messenger RNA. The record is from the annotation of a GenBank genome assembly. NCBI's taxonomy places the organism in Eukaryota, Ciliophora, Oligohymenophorea, Peniculida, Parameciidae.